Anopheles merus is the source of this 870-nucleotide messenger RNA. RefSeq lists its product as uncharacterized. The transcript is spliced from 4 exons. The record is from RefSeq and is a predicted model, not a curated record. Lineage: Eukaryota; Metazoa; Arthropoda; Insecta; Diptera; Culicidae. Bases 1 to 870 code for a protein of 289 amino acids.
AUGGACCAAUCAUUCUCGAAGCGUAUUCGGCUCAACUCAUAUUUGUAUCGUACCCGUAACCGUAUAGUGGAGCAAGACCAGCUAGAAGAAAAUAAUACCAGUGAAAGAGAAAAUGAUAAUGCACAUACGCCAGAUGUUGGUGCUACAUCCUCACACGACAGUUUUCUUGUGGAACAUGAUUAUGUUGAAGAUGAUCAUGAAACUACUGAAUACGCUGAGGAAGAAGAGGCUGUAAUCGAUUAUCUCGAAAGCUCUGACGAGGAACAAGAAACAUCAAACGAACCAUUCUCCGUAAAAGAAGCUUUGCAAACGUGGGCGGUGUCUACAAAUCAAACAUAUGAUUCCAUCGAACAAGUCAUGGGUAUAAUCGGUAAAGUAAGUACUUGCAAAUUGCCAAAAGAUGCUAGAACUUUGCUAAAAAUCAACCGCAAUCGCUCUUCGGAAAUUAUUACCGUGCAAGGUGGACAGUAUUGGUAUCGUGGGAUUCAAAAUUGCUUCACCAACGAGUUAAGCGAUGUAAACUUUGAAGCUGAUAAAACAAUUUUACUGAACGUGUCAAUAGACGGAUUGCCGAUUGCCAAAAGCAACAAUCUACAAUUUUGGCCUAUUCUAUUUAACAUUCAUGGAACGCCGGAAAUACCAGUCAUGCCAAUUUCAAUCUAUUGUGGGGCAACAAAACCAGCCAGCAUAGAACAAUUUCUCCGACCUUUUGUAGAUGAGGUUAAUUUUCUCACAAAAAAUGAUGUGUUUGUAAAAUACAAGAAGUUUAACAUCAAAUUACGUGCUAUUAUCGCCGAUUCUCCUGCAAGAGCAUUUAUAAAAGCAUUACAUUGCUGUCUACAGAAGUUUACAAAGAGCAUUGGCCAUUAG